Messenger RNA from Anarrhichthys ocellatus (wolf-eel), 1868 nucleotides. Its product is annotated as lymphoid-restricted membrane protein-like. Gene Ontology annotation, biological process: actin filament organization; spindle assembly; chromosome localization to nuclear envelope involved in homologous chromosome segregation. Bases 433 to 1803 code for a protein of 456 amino acids. Lineage: Eukaryota; Metazoa; Chordata; Actinopteri; Perciformes; Anarhichadidae. Gene Ontology annotation, cellular component: meiotic nuclear membrane microtubule tethering complex; lateral element; chromosome, telomeric region. Gene Ontology annotation, molecular function: dynein complex binding. The record is from RefSeq and is a predicted model, not a curated record. The transcript is spliced from 15 exons.
AUUUAGCACAUACAUUGAUUAUUUUAGUAGUGGAGAUUUGGUUUAGCUAUUUUGUGCUCUUCCUUAAAAACAUAAUUUUAACAUAAAAAAAGUUAAUUAAGGCAGCAUUUGUCUGCCUCAUUGUAGGAUGACAGUAAGAUAAUGUGUAAGAUGUACCCCACUGACUUAGAUCGCACUGCAUACAUGUAAGCAUUUUAAACAGUGAGAUCUGAAGAGGAGUUAUUACAAGCAAAGAAAACUUCACUUCAGAUCUUAGAUAUGAAUUGUUUUUAUAUGUGACUCAAUUUUGAUUUGAGUUUUUGCCCCCUAGACAUAAUAAAUGGAGGAAAAGAUCUGUAAAGUAUUUGAUGUUAAUUGAAAAAUCAGGUCAUGUAGGAAGGAGACAGUCCAUCAGCACAUUUGCUCUCCAGGGAUUCAGGAGAAACAAACACAAUGUCUGACGGCAAUGAUGUGUGGGAGUCAGCCGGCAGUGGGACGAAGGAUAAAGACACAAGUGGAUUCUCUGAACAUGAACUCCUUGACAUCAUGUAUAAUACAUGUAACACCGCCAACACAGGAGAGGUGUUGGCCUCCACCAUCAUGGAGUACCUGCAGACCAUGACGGCUCAGAGUCCUGAGCAGGACGGACUGGAUUCCCUGCGACGGCUACUCGACCCUGACUGUCAGGACCCUCACGUGAGCAGAGAGACUUUCCAAGUCACCAUAAGGGAGUGGAUCGCACAGUGCAGCCAGGACAGCUCUAAUGUGGACAGCAGUCAUGUAUCUUGGCCUGACUCUUCUAAAGUGCCUGUAAACAGAUUGGAGUCCUCAGCUUCUCAAAGCAAAGCUUCCUCCUCAGAAAGCCACCAGUGUUCCUGUGAUGGAAAAGACCUUUUAGGCACAGUGACCGACCUGAAGCACGCUCACCGCAAGCUGAGUGAGCAGAACAGCAGUCUGAUGAGGACGGUGACUCAGUGUGAAGACGUAAACCUGCAGCUCACUCUUGAGGUCACUGAGCUGCGAGCUAAGCUGGCCAGUGCUCAGGGGUCAGCAGUGAGAGCCAGGUCCCUGACAGAAGAACUGGAGGAGACCCGUCGGGCGUUCAAAGAGGCCCAGGAGAGAGCCAGCCGCACUCAGACCAGCUGCAACCAACUGAGCAAGGAGGUUGAAUGCCUGAAGGUUCACAUUAGGAGGCUGGAAGACAAGAAUGAAAAACUCAGCUUUGAAAGGACAUGUUCAGAAGAUAGUAUCAACAAACUCCGGAAGGUCAAUGCUGAGUUGAGGGCCGAACUCGAGGAAACCCUGGUUAUGUUUACACUGAGAGACCGAGAAAUCGCAAAGAAAGAUAUUCUUAUGGAUAAGAUGAAGAACUCUCAUGUGGAGAACCACAACAUGAUUGAGGGUCUGCAGUCAGAGCUGGCGAGGUUACAGGAACAUUCACACCAUGUUCUUUUGAGGUAUGACAGACACUGUAUCAGUCCUCAGAUUCUCUACAGUCGAGAUCCUCCAAACCACCGCUCUCUGCAGAGCGAGAUGCAGGAUAUGCAGCAGCAUCACAGAGAUCUGGACGACAGAAGCCUCGCGUCCCUGCACACACACAACGAUGAUAUUCAGAGCAUCAUCCACAGGAUUAAGUCUGCAGAAAUAGCUCAUCUUCUGCACAAUAAGUAUCCUGAGAGGGACUCUGCUCCUGUAGAAACACAGGAGAGGCCUUUUCCUCACCGCCAGCAGCAACAGGCAAGCAUCAAGCAGCAGCUUGUCAAUGUGUAUGUGAGUUUUUUACCUCCCUUUCUCCUGUUAUGGUCACAGACUGGAUUUGGUUGAUGUUAGCCUCUGUUCUUAGAAGCUUUCUCCGGCUAAUAAAAAGGGGUGUCCGUUUUUGACAGUAU